AUUAGAAGCCAAGCAUAGCGGAGUGACUACUCGUCAGGCGCGCAGCAGUCCUGCUCCUACCCAGUUCCUGUUUCCGCCUUCAGUCUUCAGACAGUUUACAACUCAAAGCAUCAUGGUCAGGCAGAAUAUAGACCUUGAAGAAACGCAAGCUCAAUGAGAUAAAGCCAGGCCUGCUCCGUGUCAUCGAUGGCCAUUCAGCGUACACUGUGAGACGCCUCCUGAGUGUUCGACCACGGGGCAGGCCAACCAGCAACUGGUUGACUGGGAGGGUUAUGGCCCGGAGGAGAGGUGCUGGGUCCCCGCUAGAGACAUCCUGGACCCAGCCCUCAUCGCCAACUUCCACCGCUGGCACCCCGGUCAAGGAAGAAGUUGUUCUCUGAAGUCCCAAGUGAGGAUUCUGUGAGGCUUCUAAAAAAGAAGACCAGAGAGACUGAGCCAUCUGCCAGUCAGUCAGAGGACUGCACAGACACAGAGGGUGACACCAGUGAGCUGGCCAGACUACCAGAGCCCGGCUCAGCACAAGCCCAAUCCAGCCUCGCCCAGAGAGGGCCCACCCAGGAAGGCAGGCCACAACAAUGGACCUCAACCCAUCCUAACCCCCUGCAGGAACCAUAGCCAUGCAUUAACUAUCCCCACCAACCAAACCCCAACUGGACCACGCUCACCUCCUCCGUUCUCCCUCUACCCUACGCCCUCCAUCUCCAUUCACACCAUGCUUCAGAGCCUAUUGUGACGGGAGUGCUGCUCACCCCCCCAUCCCUCACCCCUCCACCCCAGAGACCCCAGAGGGGUGAAAGAUGCGGCCAUGGGCAGGUUCGUGGCGCUGGAUUAUGCUGGUGCUCCUUGCGUGGGGUACACUGCUGUUCUACAUCGGAGGACACCUGGUUAGGGACAGCGAGCAUCCGGAGAGAUCCAGCAGAGACCUGUCCAAGAUCCUGGCCAAGCUGGAGAGACUGAAACAGCAGAAUGAGGACCUGAGACACAUGGCUGAGACACUCAGGUUACCAGAUGGUCAGUCUGACGGGGGCCAGGUGGUGAGCGCAGGGAGACUGCGGACCCUGGAGGAACAGCUGAUCAGAGCUAAAGAACAGAUCAACUCCUAUCGUAGCCUGCCUGGAGACGGGCCAGGUAGGAACCAGGAGGAGCUGCGGAGGAAGAUAGAGAACGGGGUGAAGGAGAUCUGGUACUUUGUCCGCAGUGAGGUCAAGAAGCUGGGUCACAUGGAGCAGGGAGACCUGCAGAAACACAUCGACACACUGCUGCAGGAGUUGGGACACCAGCAGAGGUCGAUCAUGACUGACCUGCACUACCUGAGCCAGGCUGAUGGAGCAGGAGACUGGAGAGAGAAGGAGGCCAAGGAUCUGUCUGACAUGGUACAGAAUAGGAUCACAUACCUCCAGAACCCCCAGGACUGCUCCAAGGCCAGGAAGCUGGUGUGUAACAUCAACAAAGGCUGUGGCUACGGCUGCCAGCUGCACCACGUGGUCUACUGCUUCAUGAUCGCAUACGGCACCCAGCGUACCCUCAUCCUGGAGUCCCAGAACUGGCGCUACGCCAUGGGCGGCUGGGAGACUGUCUUCCUCCCAGUUAGUCAGACGUGCACCGACCGCACCGGGGUCACCACCGGACACUGGUCAGGUGAGGCUAACGACAGAGACAUCCAGGUGGUAGAGUUACCCAUCGUUGAUAGUCUCCACCCGCCCCCCUACCUGCCCCUGGCUAUCCCAGAGGACCUGGCCCAGCGCCUCCACCGGCUCCAUGGAGACCCGUCCGUGUGGUGGGUGUCUCAGUUGGUCAAGUACCUGAUCCGGCCCCAGGCCUGGCUGGAGAAAGAGAUCCAGGAUACUACCGCCAAACUGGGCUUCAGCCACCCCAUCAUAGGGGUCCAUGUGCGGCGGACAGAUAAAGUGGGGACAGAGGCAGCCUUCCACCCUAUAGAGGAGUACAUGGUUCAUGUAGAAGACCACUUCCAACAUCUGGCUAGACGCAUGCUGGUGGACAAGAAGAGAGUCUACCUGGCCACCGACGACCCCGCACUACUAAAGGAGGCCAAGGCUAAGUACCCAGACUAUGAGUUCAUCAGUGAUAACUCCAUCUCAUGGUCUGCGGGGCUACAUAACCGCUACACUGAGAAUUCACUGAGAGGAGUCAUCCUGGACAUUCACUUCCUGUCACAGACCAACUUCCUGGUCUGCACCUUCUCCUCACAGGUGUGUCGUGUGGCAUAUGAGAUCAUGCAGACCCUCCACCCGGACGCCUCGUCUCACUUCCACUCCCUGGAUGACAUCUACUACUUCGGUGGCCAGAACGCCCACAACCAGCUAGCCGUGUAUGCCCACCAGCCCCGCAGCCCCGACGACAUCCCCCUGGAGCCCGGCGACCUGAUCGGGGUGGCGGGGAACCACUGGGACGGAAACUCCAAGGGCAUCAACCGCAAGACGGGCCGUACCGGCCUCUACCCGUCCUACAAGGUGAAGGAGAAGAUCGAGACCAUCAAGUAUCCUACGUACCCCGAGGCAGACAAGAUGCUGAAUCAGUAGAGAGAGACUGAGAUACAGACUGAGAUACAGACUGAGAUACAGACUGAGAUACAGACUGAGAUACAGGCUGAGAUACAGACUGAGAUACAGACUGAGAUACAGACUGAGAUGCAG
This is a messenger RNA of Salmo salar (Atlantic salmon), 2654 nucleotides long. RefSeq names its product fucosyltransferase 8a (alpha (1,6) fucosyltransferase) (gene fut8a). Gene Ontology annotation, molecular function: protein binding; glycoprotein 6-alpha-L-fucosyltransferase activity. The record is from RefSeq and is a predicted model, not a curated record. Gene Ontology annotation, cellular component: Golgi cisterna membrane. Lineage: Eukaryota; Metazoa; Chordata; Actinopteri; Salmoniformes; Salmonidae. Gene Ontology annotation, biological process: protein N-linked glycosylation.